AUGGAUGUAGAUGAAUCUAAGAAAGAUGCUGAAAAAUCACAAGUGGAUAAAACCAAAGAUGGUGAUUCUAUUGAUUCUGGCAAAACCAAAGGUGACGAGAAAGUUGAUUCUGACAAAUCCGCAGAUGACGAGAAAGAAUAUUCACCUGAUAGUAUUUACUAUCUUUGUUUAGGUAUUCAACAAUAUCUUUACGAGAGUGGACGAGUUGAUAAUAUAUUCAGUGAUUUUUAUUACGAGAAGUUUGCUGAAUGUUUAAGUGAGGUUCUAUCUAAUCACCAACCUAAACUAAAUGCAGCAGGUCAGAUGUUAUGCAGAAUAGAAGAAGAACAUUUGUGGGAAGCGAAGCAACUGGGAGCUCACUCUCCGUACGUCCUGCUAAACACUCUCAUUUACUUCCAUACCAAAUAUUUUAUGAUGAAAACACCACAAGAACAUAUGAACAUGUCGUUUACCCAAAUUCUUAAACACUGGAGAAAGGGUGGACCGGGCAAACCGACGACGGCUAAUACAGCAGGGCGUAGUGUUACACUACGAUAUUAUUGUAUGGGACCUGGAGGUGCAACAGGCAAACCAAAGAGUAAGGAAGGUAUACCUGUUUAUGAAACAUCAGAAAAUUUAGAAAAUCCAUUGAGAUGUCCUGUGAAGUUGUAUGAAUUCUAUCUUUCAAAAUGUCCCGAGAGUAUCAAGAAUGUUAAUGACAUGUUUUACCUGGUACCAGAGCGGAGCUGCGUUCCUGACAGUCCAGUAUGGUAUUCAACACAAUCAUUGGCUCUCGAACUAAUGACAAAAAUGUUAAACCGAAUUUUACUGGUCAGAGAAAUACAGGAAGCCCAUUUACACGCUCAACCAAUUUAUGUUUAACAAGUAGUGCUGUGUUGAAAACUUUAAAAUGAAUUGCAGUAUAUUUUAUUGAUAAUUACAUUUAUUCAUUCAUUUAAUGAUGGGCGGUUCAAGAUAUAGGGUGUUGGGCGGGUUUUUGCCCUCACACCAGUUACUAUUAUACCUUUAUUUAAUGAUGGGCAUUUCAAGAAUGGGGUGUAGGGAUAUGUCUCCCCUUCCCCCAAUUACUAUAAUAGCGCUCGAAUUGCAUUGUAUAUUAUAUACAUGUAAAAAACAAUACCAACUAAUGAUAACCAAUAAUUACCUUGAAGGAGACCUCAAUUAAUCAAAUUAUAGAAACUAAUUAGUUCUAAAUUUGAAAAUUAUUUUACACUUAUUUUAUCUUAAAUGUAUUCAUGUAGAAAAGAGGUAAUACUGUAAAAUUGAUAAGAUUUAAAUUUAGCAUUAAGUCAGUUAUCUUCUUUUAUAGUAACAACCCUUGUAUAAAAGUUAGCUUGUAUUUCUACUUUUAAAAUUUGCUGUAAAGAAAAUAAAGAUGUUAAAGGGUAACCAGAGGCUAAUGUUUUAUUUUUAUUGUUUAAAGAUGGGUUCCCGCAUACAAACUGGGUGAUUUAAUGGUAUAUAUGGACUAAAAACAUAUUCAAACUAAUUAAUUUGUCAUGAUUUUGCUUCAAAUCCUUCUCAAACAUUGUAAUUGCGAAGAAAUGUCCUGCUAUAAAAAUUCGAUCAAACCAGGUCAUGUUUACGUCAUGUGACUUAACUCUCUUGGAAGUCAGAGGAGAAUUCAUUGCAUACAUAAGACGAUGUUGUCUUUAAUCGCUUACUAUUUAUUACAAAUAUCAAAUCCUAAUUAAAUUCUCGGAUUAUUCACUACCCGCGUCUUUUUCUGUCAUUUUUAUCUCAGAAAGUGAUGUACGUCUAACUCUUCAUAAAGUUUAUCAACUUGUACAUCAAGCGCUCAAUGUUCGCGUGUGACCCUUGACAUCACACGUUCAGAAGUUCCUAAUCGUCGAGCUGUUGAUUUGGGGAACCCCUACAUUUUUAUCCUGCGUACACUCCAUGAGUGUUUUUCGUGAAAUCCAGUAUUUUUCUAGUAUGAUUGGAAAUCUCUACUUUACAUAUAUACCAAAAUCACCAUACUUUUAUUGGAAAUAACCACCCGAUAAAUACUUAUCUGGGAACCAAUCUUUAAAAUUGUAAUUAUCUAAUAGCCAUUAUAAUCAAAAUAAUUGUUACGUGUAUCAGUGUUUUAGUCAAAUGGUCUUUAGUUCUGGAAUUUGAGCUACAAUCGUACCAUUUGUGAUUUAGGGUAGAAAAAAAAAUGUAUAUUGAUGGUUUAUCCUGCGUACACUCCAUGAGUGUUUUUCGUGGAAUCCAGUAUUUUUCUAGUAUGAUUGGAAAUCUCUACUUUACAUAUAUACCAAAAUCACCAUACUUUUAUUGGAAAUAACCACCCGAUAAAUACUUUUCUGGGAACCAAUCUUUAAAAUUGUAAUUAUCUAAUAGCCAUUAUAAUCAAAAUAAUUGUUACGUGUAUCAGUGUUUUAGUCAAAUGGUCUUUAGUUCUGGAAUUUGAGCUACAAUCGUACCAUUUGUGAUUUAGGGUAGAAAAAAAAAUGUAUAUUGAUGGUUUUUUGUAUAGGCCCAUGUGGCUGUAUACUAUAGUGUCACUUGCACCAGUCAAUCGUCACAAUUGUCUGUUAAAGUUAUCAUCUGAUUGACUUAAAAUUGAUACGCAGUGUUUAUAUUACCAAGCCAAGGCCCAAUAGAAAUUGAAGGGAAUUAAACCAGGGACAUCAUUCACGAAAACUUUAUAUAAAGGAUGCAGCCUUUUUAUGGUUGAGAGAUAUAGUCUUAGUAUGGCUGCAUUCUUCAAAUAUUUUAGUUUAGUUUUUAUGAAUAGGCACCCUAGGGCUACAGUAUAGGUAUGGAUUAUCCCUGGUUUUGUGAAGAUGAUAUUUCUUUUAUAUUCCAUACAUUCCUGGAAUCAAAUUCAUUUAUCAUUAAAGGUGCAUUAUGUAAGAUUUAGAUAAAUAGCUGGCCAUUCUUGCUAUAAUAGUUCCAAAAUGAAUACUUCAAAAUUAAUAUAUUGAAAAUUUCAUUCAAAUUACUAUAUUCUGAGCGACGUUUGACAUAAAUUGUUUAUUAUCGUAGCAACAUUAAUUGUUAAUCGAGACUCAUCUAAUUUUAAAUUAAAUCAUUAAAUGGUGAUCGUAUUUUAAUUUGUUUAUAUCAAUGCCAUCCGAUGGACUAGAGAGUUGAUUAUAGGCUUGUCAUAUGAAUAAAUGUCUAAAUAAUAAUUUAUAUAACGUUUAAAGCUAAAAUAAAAAACUUUAAUAUACAGAUUUAGCUCUUACAUAAUGCACCUUUAAUCAAUUAGUAACAGAUUUAUAAUCAUUAUUAUAUCUUAUAAUAGUUUUCAAUGAGAACAAAUGAUUGGUAGAAUAGCCUAAGUUUUAACCAUUAGUUUUCUUCAUGCACUCUACCUCCUCAUAAGCAGUUAGUUUUACACUGAACAACACCGCCUUUUUUUUCACAAAGCUGGACUGGUCAUGUUAUUUACGGCAGUUUCUAGAGAAUUCUUUUUCUGGUUCUUUCUAAGCCUUCAUCUUGACUCUUCAGAUAAAUAGGAUAUGAAGCAUUUAUAUGAAUCUAGAGCAUUUCAGAUCAGUCAAUUUGGGAGUAUGUCAAGUAAAUUAGAUUCACAAGCUAGAACAUUUCAGAUAAAUUGGAUUGAGAUCAUUAAAUUUCAGAUAAACAGGAUAUAGAACAUUCCAGACAAAAAGGCUCUAAGAUAUUUCAGAUAAAUAGGACCUAGGGUAUUUCAGAUAAAUACGAACUAGAACAUUUUGAAUAAAUAUGAUCAAGGUAUUUCUGAUAAAAGUAAUAUUAGGCAUAAAAUAACUGAUCGAUUUGAACUGUAAAUUGCUGACCAGGCUGGUAAUCAUGUCAUUAGUUUUAUUAUAAUCAUGUUGAAUUUAUUUAUCUUAGUGAUUAAAUUGUGAACUAUUCAAUAUAUUUAACCUACUUGGUACUGUAAUUAAAUUGUGAACUAUUCAAUAUAUAUUCUAGUAGUUAUACAUUUUCUUACUCAUAGAUGCAUCAUGUAGUUUGGUUUACAGAACCCUAAAUAAACAAGAUCAAAUCUA
Messenger RNA from Patella vulgata (common limpet), 3989 nucleotides. RefSeq names its product transcriptional regulator QRICH1. Bases 1 to 861 code for a protein of 286 amino acids. The record is from RefSeq and is a predicted model, not a curated record. The transcript has 6 exons. Lineage: Eukaryota; Metazoa; Mollusca; Gastropoda; Patellidae.